Messenger RNA from Plasmodium vivax (malaria parasite P. vivax), 5247 nucleotides. RefSeq lists its product as hypothetical. The record is from RefSeq and is a predicted model, not a curated record. The coding region runs from base 1 to 5247 and encodes 1748 amino acids. The transcript is spliced from 3 exons. NCBI's taxonomy places the organism in Eukaryota, Apicomplexa, Aconoidasida, Haemosporida, Plasmodiidae.
AUGAAAAAAGGAAAAAAACUCCUCGCGCUAUCCCAGAGGGGAGGCGAACCCUCCAGGCAGAGGGGGAACUGCCUGUUCGUCCUAUCCGUGCGGCGGAGGUACGAGCACAUGAGGACGGUUCUGAAGGAAAGCCAAACAGCGCAAGGCGAUGCCUACGCAGAGGAAUCGCACCACCUUACAGAGGAAAACACAAGUGAAUCGCUUAACGAAAGAGAUGGCCAAACGGGCAACAAGGCAAGAGAAAAUAUUUUAAAAUACUACGAUGAGAAUAAAAAUGUGAUAAAGACAACUAACUACAUCUUGAGGGAGCACUUAAGUCGGGUCAUUUACAUAAACCAGAGGAGCUGCUUUUAUAAUUACUUUUACAACGCCUUCCCGUCUGUCCUGCAUAAUUAUUUGAGGCGGGUUAAAGGGGGAGGAGAGAAAACCGGGCUGGCAGACAUCUCCGGGGAGAGCGCUGACCAUGUCGGCGGGGCGGGAGCCGAUUGUCAAGCUGCGUCCAUCCCCCCAAGCGGCAGCGACGAAUCGAAGCGACCGCUAAACAUUAUGCACUACUACAACGCGCAAACGAAGCACGAAAUGGACGCGGACAACCUCAUCGACUUGAUUAGCCAAAAGGUAAACUGCCUUAACAGUGCAGGCGAAUUGCUAAAAAGCAUCAAUGACAACGUGCACUGGGGCAGCAUGAAGAUGAAGAGCGCAGAUCUGCAACAGCUGGAGAGGCUCUUCCAAAACGUUAUGGAGCGCACAAGUGACACAAACGAUGUAAAUAAAAAGGUAGAAAUUUUGCUGUACCUUUCGAAUGUGUGUAAUGAGAGUGCCUUUCCACACAUCCACAUGGGAGUUAAAAAACGCAUACAAGAAAUUUAUGAACAUAUAAAAAAAAAAAACAAAAAAGGGGUAGACGAAUUGUACAUUUUAUUCCUCCUUUAUAAGCAAUUCCUCUCCUCCAAAAGUGAAAAGUACUCAAAAAUGGACGUAGAAAAAUACCUUUCGGAGGAAAUUUCCUUCUACAAUUACUUAAAAAAUGAAAAUAUAAAUAUGUGUCUGUUGAGCUUAAUAUACCGCGACUUGUCUUUUCUCAAAAAUGAACGCGUCAAGUACGUCCUCAUGAAUUUAGCCUUUUCCAAAAUGAGGGAUUCGUUAUUUUUCUCCAGGGCGGGGGAGCCGCCGGGAAGCAACAAUGGUGGGAGUAUAAGCGGCGGAGGUAAAAGCGGAAGCAACAGCGGAAGCAGCGGCGGAGGCAACAGCGGAAGUGCCCUCGACCCGGCCAGGGGAAACGCGCACACCAACCUGCUGCUAACAUUCUUCACCAACACCCUCUUGCGAAACAACUUCUUCCAGUUCCUGCAGAAUGAUUACGUGAGCUCCGCGCACACCACCGUGAACUACACAACCAGGGUAAACCCAACCGACGUGAACAAUUACAUUUUUUACAAUCUCCUCAUCUCAGUUGCUCAGCUGAAGGAGUCGCAAGCCAAAUGCCAGGAUGCCAUCGUGAAAAAGAAAAUGCAGCUUUUUCUGUCCACUCAGAAAAAUAACACUUCAGUACACGAAUUGUGGCAGAUGAACAGUUAUGCUAACCACAUGAACGAUUUUAUUUUAAAUAAUAUCCUUUUUUUCACCUCCCAUUUUGUGAAAAAUAAAAUAAAUUUCGCAGGCAACAUGCACCUCUACAUCCUCAACGUGUACUGCGACAUCUUCGAUGUGAUGAAAGGCUUAGAGCUCUACACGGGAAUUAAAAAAAAAAAAAACCUCCUCAGCGACGCCAAGCAAAUUGUAAAUUAUAUACUUAACGAAAUGUAUGGGCAGAUCCAUUUAUGCACCCUCAAGGAAUUCGUUGCUCUGUGCGCCAUGGUAGAUAAGCUCCCGGCAAGUUUCACCUUCGAGCUGAAGAACGACGCUGACCAUGUGAACCUUAAGGUGGAAGAUGCCUUCUGCAGAAGCGGCCAAGGGGGGAAGGGAGACGCACAUCUGCGGCGUAUUCUGUACGUCCCUUAUGGACAAGCGGGUAGGAAGACCACCGAGGGGGGCGUGGGUGAAAAAAUUAACGCAGCGGAUGUGGGGCCCAUUUCGGAGCAGCACACGGGGGGAACUCUGGGAAGGCACCAAAUGGACGACUCGUAUCAGGCGAAGGAGAACCGCCCCGGAAAAAAGGCUUCACCCAAUGUUGUCCAUACUUCCGUUUCGUCUAGCAGCGCGGCUACCACCGCCAAAGCGAAGAAAAAAUCGACCGUGAUAAACAAACACGACUUCACCAUGUUGAUAGCCCGCUCCCUCUUCAACGAAAUUAGUGACGAGUUUAUUUUCCACAUGAAAGAGAAAGAGGGGAUCCCCCCUGCCAGUGGAACCAUGACGAAUUCGGAUGACGCGAUUUUCGAGCAUAUUUACCAAAAGCACUAUGAAUCCUUUUUGCGCAACGCAGGUGUGUACAUAAACCACGUGGAGCAGAAUUACAACCCGGGCACCGCAGAACAGAUACUAAACUGCUUCAUCCUAUUCACACACAUAAGCCAGUUGGAUGUGUCCGACCUGUGUGUCCUCAUGAGCAUCGUUAGGCAGAUGAACAGACUGCAGCCCUUCGUCGAUUUUUUCAUUGCCAAGCGGGUUGAAGCAAUGUUGGGGGGGGGAGGCUUUGGAGGGGGUGCAGAAAGUCGCGGCGGUGCAGAGUUAAAGAAGAAGGGGAAGAGUUACCAUUUUACGGACACCUACUUGGAUGACUACAUAUCGCAAAUCAGCCACAGGGGGAAAGCGCACCAUGAAGGUGCAGAGGCGACUGCUCAAAGUGAUGGGGAAAGCAUCACCCAGUGGGGGGAACUCCCAAACGGAGUCCACUCCGCACAAAGGAAGAACCAUUUUGACGAUAUGAACCUUAACACUCAUUCGUUGUAUGCCGCCAAUUUUGAAAAAUACUACCACGACUAUGACCUCUGCAGCAGUGUGGUGAAUCUCUUCCUGUUGGUAGACCCCUCCAGCCGCAUCAGUCGCUCCAUCGCGAAGUUCCUCCCACAUAUCAGCCUGAAACAGGUGAACAUUUUUAAAAUUCAUUUGGACCAGCUUUCUUGGAAAGGAGGAAGAAAAAAGGGGGAACACCCCCUUGGGUUUUCCGUAACCCCCCUAACGUGGGAAAAGGAGGAAGGGCUAGGCGAACUCCCCAACAUUUUGGAAACCCAAACGGGGAGCAGCAACUGGAUGGGAAAUUCUCAGCAGGAGAAAUCCCUAGGAAAAAAUAUGGCCUUACCAGGUGACACAGAUACCCUCUGCAGUAGUGCCAACCCCUUCGUUGAAGACGCAGCGAAUAGUGCCCUCCACUGGGAAGGCAGCAAUCUCCCACAUGGGGAACAACACCCCUUACAGUACGACAUCAUUUAUAGGAUAAUCGAGGCCAGACUGAAAUACAACAUUGCAGUGAAAAAUUACCUCUCCAAAAGGGAAGAGGAAAAUAAUGAAGAAGUGAAAAACUUCCUAGAAAAGGAGCUUCUGCCAUUACAUCAAAUUGCAAAUCUGCUGAACUGGAUUAGCCCCAUAAAUGACGAGGAGAAAUACAUGAAGCUGGUUACCCUCGCGUUAAAAGAUAUAAUCCUAAGCAGACACGAACUUGUGGACAUCAAAACGUUCCGUAUCGUAACGAAAAUUCUCAUCGGCGUGAGAAGGAUGUAUCAAAAUAUUUUUUUCCCUUCCGAAUAUUCCUACUUAACUAUGCUCACAAAAAAUUAUGUACAAGUCAUGCAGAAUUUCUUCCCCUUCUUUCACCUGCUGGAUUAUUUCCACGCGCUUCAAAUAUUUACAAAAUAUAAUUUGGCCGCAAAAUAUUUAAACCAUUUAAUCCACCUCAACGAAGAACUCAACAAAGUGAACGUAAAAAAUGUCAACGCCCAUCUCGUUCACGUCAUUCUACAUUUUUACAGCAAGUUAAAUUAUGUGAAUGAGAAAUUUAUUUGCCACAUCGUUCAGAGGUACGCCAUCUCCAUCCUGCAGCAGAUGAACACCGUCAACGUACAGGUGGUGGACGAUUUGAUUAGGACAAACGACAUGCUGCUCUCCCUGUGCGUUAGAAGUAAGGACGUUAUACAGCUGAACUACCUGCUUUUACAACGCUACGGCAAUUUUUCUCGCCAGUUUAAAAUUGACGACAGCGAUGAGGUGCAGGAACGCGGGGUUGCCACCUCCCCCAGUGAGCAAAGGGGGGAUGUGCCCUCAAGAAGGUUCUUUCCCAAUGAAGAGGCUAAAUGUACACACACAGAUGGGGACACUGGGCAAUCUCCUUUUACGGGACAAAGUGGGCAUGGGAAAGGGGAAGUGCCUCCAAAAAAUGCCGACACAUUUGCCGCCACAUCCCAAGAGGAGAAUAACUCGCUUUGCAGUGGACACGCACCAGAGGAGGAGGGAAAAUUACUCGGACGGGGUAAUCACCCAAGUGAGGGGAAAUACACAAAUACGCGUGGGACACCCCCUAUCGGUCCCUCCCCACAAAUCCGCCACACAGCGGAACAAACGAAUGGAAAGGAAGUUACCACGAAUAGUCUCGUUACACACACAUUCCAUCUUCCCCUAACGCAUAAAAUAAAAAUUAUUUAUUUCUUAUGCAAAUCUCACCAUUACAACGACCUGGUAAAGUCCUACUACCUGCAGCUAAUAAGUGAGUGUCUGCAGAACACCAGCGCUCUGCUGAAUGAAGAAGAUUACUGCAAAGUGUAUGAAAGUUAUGUGCACGUAAUUUUAAAUUUUUAUUUCCUCUCCUUCAAUAAGAGUAACAAGUACAUCAAUUUUGUGUUAAGUAAUUUGCCUUGCUAUUAUUGGUACAAGAGGGAGGAGGAAAAACUAAACUUGUUCGUCUCCUCCAAAGAAUUUAAUGACAUCCAACACGUUUUAAAAUUGCUCAAUAUUCAUUUCCUGGCCCCGACGUUGACGGAAAUUUAUUUCAUCCACUUUUUUAACGACGUGAAGAAGGCCAUCCAUACCUCCGCCAUCCCAGAGAGUGUCCUCCACUUGUACCAGAAGUACAACCUCCUCAUCGACGACAUUCGCAACAAGAGCGUUUCUGUUUUGUGCGUCCCGGAGGAGCACGUUCUUCGCGACGAACAUGGGAACCACAAAAACCUCAUAAACGACAGCCACUACGUUUACGAAAAUAUAAAAAAAACCUACCCGACUUCUUUGAUAUUCUUGAGCGAGUGGAAGACCCUAAAUGUGGAGGAAAAGUGCGACUACGUCUUGCGCACCAUCCAUUCUUCGCUCAACGUCUGA